AUGUACUUCUCCAAGGCUAGCAUCGUAGCUUUGCUGGCGACCGUGCCCAGCACCCUCGCUUGUCUCGGAUACGAGGGCGGUGUUCCCACUGCGACUUCCACAAAGACCAACAGCAAGUACAUUGAGGUUCCCGCUGGCACUGUCUACGACGGUGGUUGGGCUAGGUUCGACCGUGGUUCUGGUGCUUGUACCAGUGGUGAAGGAGGCGAUGCUGAUGCCGUCUUCAUUCUCCGCAAGGGCGCAACUCUGAAGAAUGCCAUUAUUGGCAAGAACCAGAAGGAGGGCGUUCACUGCGACGGUCCUUGCACUCUCGAGUUUGUAUGGUUCGAGGAUGUUUGUGAGGAUGCCAUCACUGUUAAGAACGAUAAGGCUGGCGACCACACCUGGAUCAUCGGUGGUGGCGCCUACAAGGCCAGCGAUAAGAUUGUUCAACACAACGGUUGCGGCACCGUGAACAUUAUCAACUUCUGUGAAACCAAACUAACACUGAAAAGCUAUGGCAAGGUCUAUCGCUCUUGCGGCAACGGCACUACCGCCCGCAACGGAGGCGAAGUUGUUGGCAUCAACUCCAACUACGGCGACACUGCCACCCUCAAGAACGUCUGCACCGACGCCAAGACCCCGUGCCAGAUGUACACCGGAUGUGCCGGCGGCUGCGAGCCCGUCAAGGCAGGUGCCUGCUCCGGAUAA
Messenger RNA from Colletotrichum scovillei, 690 nucleotides. RefSeq names its product pectate lyase F. NCBI's taxonomy places the organism in Eukaryota, Fungi, Ascomycota, Sordariomycetes, Glomerellales, Glomerellaceae. The record is from RefSeq and is a predicted model, not a curated record. Bases 1 to 690 code for a protein of 229 amino acids. Gene Ontology annotation, cellular component: extracellular region. Gene Ontology annotation, molecular function: pectate lyase activity. Gene Ontology annotation, biological process: pectin catabolic process. The transcript is spliced from 5 exons.